Molecule: messenger RNA, 390 nt
Organism: Mastomys coucha (southern multimammate mouse)
Lineage: Eukaryota; Metazoa; Chordata; Mammalia; Rodentia; Muridae
Product: keratin-associated protein 4-12-like
Exons: 2
Coding region: 1-390 (129 amino acids)
Cellular component (GO): keratin filament
Source: RefSeq, a predicted model, not a curated record
AUGGUCAGCUCCUGUUGUGGCUCUGUCUGCUCUGAGGAGGGCUGUGGCCAAGGCUGCUGCAGGCCCACCUGUUGUCAGACCACUUGCUGUAGGACCACUUGCUGUCGUCCCAGCUGCUGUGUGUCCAGCUGCUGCAGACCCAGCUGCUGCAGGCCCCAGUGCUGCCAAUCUGUGUGUUGCCAGCCCACCUGCUGCCGCCCCACCUGCUGUCGCCCCAGCUGCUGUGUGUCCAGCUGCUGCAGGCCUCAGUGCUGCCAGUCUGUAUGUUGCCAGCCCACCUGCUGCCGCCCCAUCUGUGGUCAGGUCUGCUGCCAAACCACUUGCUACCGCCCCACCUGUGUCAUCUCCACCUGCCCCCGUCCCAUGUGCUGUGCCACCCCCUGCUGCUGA